Symbiodinium pilosum is the source of this 1275-nucleotide messenger RNA. The record is from the annotation of a GenBank genome assembly. Lineage: Eukaryota; Dinophyceae; Suessiales; Symbiodiniaceae.
AUGUUAGAUGGCUUGGUUCUGUCACGGACAGACGACCAACAGAAUGAUCAGCCUAUUUUCAAGCUAUUCGAGCGGGCCUUUUUCUCUGCCGUGCAGUCUGCAGAUUGUGUUCAUGUCGACGAUGGGGGCCUGCAAUGCCGGGACAUCAGAGGAGGCUUCGAUCCUGUCAGAUGGGAUCAGCUGAUGAAUCAGAUGUGGAGGCUUGUAGAGCAUGCGUAUAAGCAUCCGUCCUUGGCACACGCACUUGCGAUGUCAUUGUACUCGUGGUUCUGGUGGGAGGGACCUGGAAGCGACCGAGUGAACGUCGUGACAGGACGUUUGGCUUGCGACUUCUUCGCUACAUCCCUUAACUUCAACAACUGCGUGGAUCCCAAUUUGCCACUGCAGGAUUUCUUCCAACGCAACUGUCACAUGCGAUGGCGAUACUUGCUGAUGAUAGCAAGCGAACUUGGCAGAUACCUGGCUGUCGUUCGGCUGGACAUGCGCGCGGCCAGGGAUGUCUUGCAGUCAGCGCAGAGAUAUUUCCAAGCAAUGCGCCAGCUACCAGCAUUUGGUCCACAUGCAGGAAAACUUGCGUCCCCCCACGACAUCAGCCUUAAUGCGGACUACUUUCCAGCCUCGGUCGUCAACCAGGGCCCGAUUUGGAAGAAUGCCCGGGAACAGGUGCCGAUUGUAGCCUUUCUGGAGGACAACUUCCCGACCAUCCAGGGCGAACUGCUGGCCAUCCUGGCUGACGAGCAUCGCUUCAGUUUGAUGAAUCAGGCCACACGCAACGCGGAGCCUCAAUUUGGGCCUCGGGACGACGACUGGCUUACUGCUUACUUGGUUCGUGGAGCUGCGUUUAACGAGUUGGUGUGCGCCCACGCUCCUCGGACUUGUGCCUUGCUGCGUGCUCGACCAGAGCUCGCGGACUGCCACUCGGGCUUGUCUGGUUCCGGCUUCUUGCGCAUGAGACCAGGAGGCCGUCUGAAGCCGCACUUCGGUGGAGCACCGCGGCUUAGUGCUCAUUUGGCUCUGCUGGUUCCGGAUGGUGAGGUUUACAUGUCUGUUGGACACGAAACCACUCGCUGGGUGGAAGGUGAAGUCAUCACCUUUGAUGACACCUUCAUUCAUAGUGUAACGCACAAUGGCGACAAGCCUCGUUACGUGCUGAACGUGUGGAUGUGCCAUCCAUGCGACCCCACCGAGAGUCACGGAGCAGCAGGACGCACAAUCCCAGAUUACUGCGAUGGGCCACAGCAUGGGGUUCUCCCUCCAGAUCUGCCAGCAAGGUGA